CGCGCGGCGUUUCGUUCGGCGCAGACUGUUUCUCUUAAAUCAUCAAUUACUAUGAUCAGAUAAUUGAAAGACGGUUUUUUUUAUUUAAAAUAAUUUAACUUUUGAAGAAACAUAUUCGAUAUAUGUAUAUAUAAUUGAACUUCUUUGUCCGUCGCAGCACAAAGCACAUUACGUGUGCUUUAUUGAAAUAGCCAUCAUACAAAAGCAAAUAUAUAUGCAUAACUCGAUGAUAAGGAAAAUUUAAACGAUAUUUCGGACCUGUGCAUUAUAUUGGGAAUGCGUAAAACGCGACGAAAAAGUUGUGUAUUUGUUGGUUAGUCACAAAAGCAAGGAGCGAACACGUCAACUUCCUGAAUCAAAACCAUUCUUAAUUAAUGAGAACAAUUUUCGCUUGAAUCCCAGUGGUUAGAAAGAGAUUAUGGUCGAUUUGAAUAGGACUUCAAGUAUAUGUAUAAUAUUGAUAAGAUUCGAUCAGAGUGCGCUUUUGUCAAACACCUCAACUUACAGUAGAAAGAAAUCAACUGUAGAACAUUAAUUUCUGCACCGCUCACAAAAACAAGUGCGCUUGGACUUACGUUCUUUUGCUUAGUUCGGAAACUAUCGGACUCGAUGUAGUAGAUGUGGCGAUAUAAAUAUCUAUAAUCAAAUCAGUAAUGGAAGUGAGUCUUGAGAAUAUGAACCUGCAAUGUGUUUAUAAGGUGGCCUAAAAGUCAAUUAAAAAUAUAAAAGAUCCCAUUUUCAAGGUUUUCUCGGCGACAUUUUGAUAUAUAAUAACUUGUAACUUUGGAAAAUUAUGGAUAACUAAUACAUAACGGAAGGUUUUACAAAUGCAACAGACUGUGAGAUUAUUAAGCAAAAAUUAAACAGUGGUCAAGAUGAAGAUAUGCAAGUUUAUGGUUUUAAAAGAAGUUGGCCGAAAACUAUUUUCACGUUCAUUGCAUAUAUUCUGACCAUUGGUUGUGUUCGCCUUUUUUUCCACUGGUAUCCAUAUUUUCAUCUCCAUGCGAUGUACUCAAAGUGUGCAUUAAGUCAGGCAGUAAAAGUUCUUAUCAUUGAUGACUAUCAAGGAAAAUAUAAAUCAUAUUUCGUCAAGGAUGUUAAAAUUAUAUCAAUGUCAAACUUAAGCUCAAAUGCAUUAUCGACAUCAUGUAUUCCAAUAGAGAACGAUCAAUUAAUUCAAGGACUACAAGGUAAAGAUCUCAAAAUUAGUUUGUUAAAUGGCACGAAAACUGGAGUACCAGAAUACAGAGCUUUUUGGUGUAAAAAACUGUGUUACAUUUGGGAUAAUACAAGGUGUGAGUUUUCCAAACUUACUGGUCUCGAUUCAUACAUAAAUUGCUCAGAUCUUAAUAAAGAAAAGAAUGAUGGCCUUGCCCGAGAAGAGCAAAUACUACGACGAAUCGUUUAUGGCAACAAUGAAAUUCUUGUGCCAGUGCAGUCCAUUGGAGUUUUGCUCGUUCUCGAAAUCUUAAAUCCUUUUUAUAUUUUUCAAAUAUUUACUUUGGGAGUAUGGCUACCUGAAGGCUAUGUAUAUUAUUCAGUGGCAAUUGUUUGCAUGUCAGUUUUUGGUAUUGCAAGUUCGAUACUACAAACGCGGAAGAGUCAGACUAGUUUAAGAAAUACAGUGGCAUCGACCGAAACCAUCAAAGUAUUAAGACACAAUGGCGAGUUUGAGAGCAUUUCAAGUGUCGAACUUGUUCCAGGUGAUAUAAUAGAACUGCCAAAACAUCACGGACUAAUUGUUUGCGAUGCGGUUCUUUUAUCUGGCACUUGCAUAGUGAAUGAAUCCAUGCUUACUGGCGAGUCAGUUCCAGUCACAAAAACUCCACUUCAACCUCAACCAGUGUUGUACAGCUCGAAAGAGUUUCCACAUAACACGUUAUUUUGUGGCACUACUAUUAUCCAAACAAAAAAUUUUGGCGGAAAGCCUGUUCUUGCUAAAGUAAUUAGAACUGGCUUGCUAACAAACAAGGGUUCACUGGUAGCUGCUAUACUGUAUCCGCCACCGGCUGAUUUUAAAUUUGAUCAAGAUUCGUACAAAUUUAUGGGUAUACUUGCUGUAGUAGCAUUAGGCGCAUUUCUUUACACCGUAAUUUCAAAGGCCACGAAAGGAAUUCCAGCUUUAAGUAUAACAUCAAAGGCUCUGGAUAUAAUCACAAUCGUCAUUCCUCCAGCCCUUCCAGCCGUGAUGACAGUAGGGAAAUUGUAUGCUCAGUCGCGGCUUAAGCGCCAAAAGAUUUACUGUGUUAAUACUAGAGCAAUCAAUGUAUCCGGGAGUAUCAACUGUGUUUGCUUCGAUAAGACUGGUACGUUAACGGAAGACGGUUUAGACAUGAUGGGAGUGGUAAAAAAUGAUAACAACAGUCUUAGUCAACCGGAGAAGUGCUCGUCGACGCUUCGGAAUCAUCGGAUAUUCGAAGGGAUGCUGGUAUGUCAUAGUCUCACCAUCAUCGAAGGCGAGCUCAGUGGCGAUCCACUCGAUGCCAAGAUGUUUGAAAGCACCGGCUGGACGUUGGAAGAGCCAGAAAUAGAGGAAUUGAAAGAAAUCAACGAACUGCAAGCCAUGGCGGUGAUCAAGCCGCCGAAGAACGAAAUUCUUACCGAGAACAUGAACACAUUUUCUGAAAUCAGCAUCGUGCAGCAGUACCAAUUUUCCAGCACGUUGCAGCGCAUGUCCGUGAUAGCGCAGCGCCGCGGUUCCAACGAAUUUCGAGCUUAUACCAAAGGCUCGCCUGAAAUGAUCUUGAGCUUGAGCAAGCCAGACAGUAUUCCAAGUGACAUUGCAACCACCUUACAGAAGUACACAGAACAGGGCUAUCGAGUUAUUGCAAUUGGAUAUUCUGAAAUUGAUGCUGAUCAAACAGAGAUCCAGAAAACGUCAAGAGAAAUGGUUGAAAAAGAUUUGGAAUUUUUAGGAUUAAUUAUUUUAGAAAAUAGACUUAAGAGCCCUACUGUAAAAGUCAUUAAAGAAUUAAGAGAAGCUAAUAUACAAACCAUCAUGAUAACAGGCGAUAAUAUACAAACCGCAGUUAGCGUAGCAAAAGAAUGCGGAAUACUGUCGCACGAAGAGACUGUGAUAAAUGUAAAUAUAGUAGCUGGAAAUAAUAAUGUUAAGCCAGAUCUGUUUUUUAACAUUCAAAGUUUUUCGUCCAAAAACAAAGAAUUAUCAUCUACCACAUCGAGUAUUGAAUCGAUAGAACGUGGUUUAACGAGGGGCGACUAUAAAUUUGCUUUGACGGGAAUUACAUGGCAACUUUUACGGGAGCAUUAUUUUGAUAUACUGUCUAGAAUAUGCAUUAAAGGAGCAGUUUUUGCAAGAAUGACCAGUGACCAAAAGCAGCAACUAGUUGUCGAAUUAAUGCAACUAGGUUAUUACGUAGUAAUGUGUGGAGAUGGUGCAAAUGAUUGUGGAGCUUUAAGAGCAGCUCAUGUUGGUAUAUCACUUUCUGAAGCAGAGUCCAGCGUGGCCAGUCCAUUUACUUCUCGAAUACCCGAUAUAAGAUGUGUGCCAACAAUUAUACAACAAGGCAGAGCUGCACUCGUAACGUCAUUUGGGAUUUUUAAAUUUAUGGUCAAUUAUUCGUUGACUGAAUUUGUGUCUACUGUAAUUCUUUACUCCAUUGACUCGAACCUCGCAGAUUUCGAAUUCUUAUUUAUUGACAUUUUCCUUGCAGUCAAUUUUGCGUUUUUCUUCGGAAAGACGAAAGCUUACACGGGUAAGCUAAAUCGAACGCCGCCAAUGACCAGUCUUAUAAGUUUCGCUCCUCUUUUUUCUUUGGCCUCCCAAAUAUUCUUGAUAAUAACUUUUCAAGCUACUGCAUUUUACGGGGUGCAGCUUCAACCAUGGUUUACCCCGUAUCACAUGAAAGACGAUCAAAAUUAUAGCUGCUAUGAAAACUAUUCAGUAUAUUGCAUUUCGAUGUUUCAAUACAUGAUCUUGGCGGUGGUUUUCUCACGGGGCAAACCAUACAGAAAGCCCAUUUACACGAAUUAUACCUUUCUCGCGUCGUUAUUAACUAUGUUAGCUGUCUGUUUGUACAUAACUCUUAGUCCUGCUCAGUGGAUUGCAAAUUUGAUGCAGCUGAUGGUACCGCCAGUUUUCAAUUGGAGACUUGUAAUUUUAGGACUUGCUCUCAUCAACUUUGCAAUAUCUUUCUGCGUGGAGUAUGUUCUUGUAGAGUGGGCUAUUGAACGCAUGAUUAAAGUUCGAAUGCACAAACCAGAAAAAUCUAAAAAAAUGUAUUUGCGGCUACAGCAUGAUUUACAGCGAGAUCCGAAUUGGCCACCAAUCAGCAGCUUUAUUCCAGUAUUACCAAUAACACCAAGUGUAGGCCAAAUGCUGAAUUCAAGUAGAAAAGUUAGCAUGUGUCAAUUUUACAAUUCGCACCUAUCUUCUAGUGCAGAUGAGAGGCAGCCAAUUAAACAAUCACAAAUAGAGCAUAAUUCUGUAAACGAACAAAAAAAAUGUUUCGAUAAUUUAGCCUUUAUUGGCGACGAUUCUGUCACCAGUUAGUCUAACUAGUUAAUCAUUUGAAAAGAUGAAUACAGUUUAUAAUUUUAAGAAAAGCGUUUUUUGCGCACUAUGGUUCAAAAUAUAAAAUGUGAUGAUUUGCAUGCUUGGUUAUAUGCCAAGCAUUUAUUAGCGUUACUUAUUAUUAUUAUGUAAAAAAUUUGUAUUUUAGUUAUUAGUAAGUACUUAUAGCUCAAACUAAAUAAUUAUUUUUACCAAUAAAGACAUAUAAACCUUUUUUCUGUACUCAUAAGGAAUAAAGAAUGUUAUGAUAAAUGUACUCCAUGUAUUAUGUACGUGGGCAUAAAACUUUUCAGUUAAUUAAAAUUAAAAAAAAAAUGAUUUUAUUCAAAUCAUGUAGUCAGUUUAAAAAUUAUGUUUGAAAAUCAAAGGUUUUUUUUAUAAAUUUGUUGAAAUGUUUCUAUUCGAAUAAUAUAUCCUUGUGAAAUUUUUAUUUUAUCUUCAAAUGUUCAGUAAUCAACAUAAAAAGAUAAUGCUGAUUACUUACUUGAAAGAAAAAUAAUUUUAUAUAUAUAUAUAUGUGUGUGUGUGUGUGCGUGCGUGCGUGCGUGUUUGUGUUUCAUAGUUACAAAAUAUACUUAUGGUUUAAAUGGUAA
Molecule: messenger RNA, 5127 nt
Organism: Nasonia vitripennis (jewel wasp)
Lineage: Eukaryota; Metazoa; Arthropoda; Insecta; Hymenoptera; Pteromalidae
Product: probable cation-transporting ATPase 13A3
Exons: 19
Coding region: 884-4513 (1209 amino acids)
Biological process (GO): polyamine transmembrane transport; intracellular calcium ion homeostasis
Cellular component (GO): membrane
Molecular function (GO): ATP hydrolysis activity; ATP binding; P-type transmembrane transporter activity
Source: RefSeq, a predicted model, not a curated record